Molecule: messenger RNA, 2812 nt
Organism: Nerophis lumbriciformis (worm pipefish)
Lineage: Eukaryota; Metazoa; Chordata; Actinopteri; Syngnathiformes; Syngnathidae
Biological process (GO): signal transduction
Molecular function (GO): protein binding
Source: RefSeq, a predicted model, not a curated record
UGUGCAGUCUGCUAGCAAACUAUUGAACCUGCUGAAGUUUUGUUAUGGUUUACAAAUAAGACGUUGGGGUUGUUUUAGGUGAACAAACACAAAGAAACAUAGCAUAUACUUGGCAUUGUCCUUAUAAUUCAAGUAAAGUCUUUCGAAGACUGAUGGUGGCGAAUAUGUCGAACAUUACAGCGGUUUGUUACCCAGAGAACGGAGAUCGAGAUUCCCCUUCGCCAGGAAACAAAGAUAAUCUCACAGAAAGUGACAACAGCAGCUCAGAAACCGAGACAACCAGCGAGGACAGUUCUGACGAACAGGCGGAUGGAGAGGACGAUAAAGGUGGCAAUACUAAUACAAAAGAUGAAGCAAAAGAAGGAGAAGGAAAAGCUGUAGAGUCUCAAAACGAGGCUGGCGUCGCUUCUCCAGAUCAUUUAAAUGGGAAAGCAGCAGAGAAGAACACCCACGUAUGCUGUGAAAAAUGCAAAGACAUACAACAGACUCAUGGCAGUGAAUUGGUUACACCCAAGAUAAUCAAGGGAAGUUAUCAAGUGCAGCUGGAAGGAGAAGGGAUAUACGAGUGUUCGGUCACCAGGCUGGUGUUUGAAGCAUCUGAGCGAGUUCUCGUACGAUACUCCAUCGUGUCCUGGUCCAAGUAUGGCUCGUACCUUAAGGAGUCCUGGAAACUGGCUGGACCUAUCUUUGACGUGGAGACGGACAAAGACGCGUCCGUCCUGAAGUCCAUCCAGUUUCCUCACUCUAUCUGCCUGGCCGAUGCAGAAAAUGGGAUGACCUUCGGCAUGCUGCACGUCAAGAACAAGCAUCCAUUCAUUGAACCUGCGGCGGAUCACACAGGCAGCCAUAUUAAGUGGCACGUGACGUCUCUGUCACCCGUCGGGCCUAUGGUCAAGACAAACAAGCCCGUGGAGCACCACGGGGUGGUUCUUAUCUACAAACAGCUUGCUAAUGACGACAACAAAUAUAGCUUCCACAUCUACUUGGCCACCAACAGCUCUGAAAUCAAGGACAUACACAAGCAAGUGGGAAAAUACAAAAAACGUUACAUUCAGAUAGAAAAACCUCCCACUUGUAAGCUGACAGAAGGAACGUAUCGCCUCCUCAGUGAGCCCGAAGGGGCCAUUGAACCUCAGGUUUUGGAGUUCACCCUGACAAUGACCAAGAUGAAGGGCUUUUUCGAGGUUUUCUUUGAACAUCCCCCGCCUUUCCAGUUGUCUCUUAUCAAAAACAACACAGACGAGACGGUGUGGUCAACCACUAUCCGAGAAGGUGACUGUGUGGGGAAGCCUGAGAAAAAAUCAAGGAAAAGGAAAAACAGCAGAAGGAGUAGCAACCCCUCAGAAGAUGAAGCAGACUAUAAGAAAUACAAAUUAAAGGCAGAGUCAGACCACGAGAAAGUGGCCGUUCCGAUCAACCAGGACCUGUCGGAGAAGCAGUUGCUGCAGGUGGCCAAACGUCUGGGCAAGGAGUGGAAACAGGCGGCCAUCUUUCUGGGCUUAAUCAGCCGGGAGCUGGAUGACAUCCAGGCGGCCGAGAAGGACGUGACCAUGCAGAAGCUGAAAAUGCUGGUGGAGUGGAAGAGCAAGAAGGGGCCGGGGAAGGCCACCGCCUUCCAGCUGCGCAGGUGCUUGGAGGAGCUGGACGACUUACCUGUUGAUGUCCGUCAAAUCCUGGAAGACAUGAUCAACGAAGAAGACAAGGGACCAUCUUAAAUAGAUUUUGUUUAGGUCUACUUUAAAAACUGACAUCCAGGGGAGGAAAGUGCUCACCUUCAUCUCGAAGAAAAUGUUCUCUUAGUUCCUCUUUUAUUGGACAAUCUCUGAACACCCCAAUCGGAAUUUUUUUUUUGACUGUAAGAAUUAUUCAGAGUUGUGUACGGACAGACACUAACCACUAUCAAACAUUGAGCAUUACACCAAAAACAACUUUUAAUAUUUAAUGUGGCACAUCUGCCUCGUAGUGUGGACAGAUCUCGGUUGGAGCAUCUCUGCAUGGAGUUUGCUUCUCCGAAUUGACUGAAUCGUCAGGAGGUGUGAAUCUUUGUCUACUUGUGUCCUGUGGUGGACAUGCGACCAGUCUACGGUAUACCCUGCCUGUCACCUGAAAGUCGGCUGGGAUAAGCUCUAGCUCAGGGGGGGUCCAAAGUGCAGCCUACGGUAUACCCUGCCUGUCACCUAAAAGUCGGCUGGGAUAAGCUCUAGCUCAGGGGGGGUCCAAAAUGCAGCCUGCAGAAAUGUUUUUUUUAACGGCCCGCCGCACAUUGUAAACAUACUAUUACAAAAACACAAAGUGGAAUAAUAGAGCAAAUAAAGUGUAAAGUAAAGGAAAAAAGUUGAAAGAAAAGGAAAAACGUUGAAAGAAAAGGAAAAAAGUUGAAAUGUUGACACUAAAAACUAGGGAUGCAAGAUGUUUUUUUCCCAGGCCAAUAUAGAUACAGAUAGCUUCCUGCUCCUCAAAAACGAUACAGAUAACCAAAUAACUUAUUAACCCAGCUAUUAUUUUUCAAAUGUAAUUUGUGCACAUGCAACUUUCUUUGCAUUUGGCUUUUUUGGCAGCUUCUCCAGCAUGGUUUUCAAAACAUGCUGGCAGUCCAGGUGGCUGAUAAGGUUUGAUGUUUCGACGAAGUGUUUGCAGAACAUUCGGUGUAAAACAGCCUGCAAAAUGUUUGCGACACGUGCUUUAGUUGCUCACUCUAACCUAGUACGAGCAAUCUUGCAUCAUUGUAGCUUUUUUAAAUUAUUAUUUUUUGCUCCCAUCCAGGCUGCUUUUUAUCUUAAAAAAAUAAUUAAAUAUAUAUAUACAGUGUAUG